This is a messenger RNA of Necator americanus (New World hookworm), 333 nucleotides long. RefSeq lists its product as uncharacterized. The record is from RefSeq and is a predicted model, not a curated record. The transcript is spliced from 2 exons. Bases 1 to 333 code for a protein of 110 amino acids. Lineage: Eukaryota; Metazoa; Nematoda; Chromadorea; Rhabditida; Ancylostomatidae.
AUGCCCACUGUUUUAGGUGCAACAGUUGGUGUUUCUCGCUGUUGCAUCGAUAUAUUCCAAACAUUCGCUGUCUUUUCAUUAGCUGUUUCCGGCUCUUAUGCUAAAAAAAAUAGACUGUACGUCGCUGGAUCAGCACAAUCGGUUGGUGCUACUUCAUUGUCAGUACCUACAGUUUCCUGUGGUUCUCUUAUUUCUGAACUUCUCAAACAAUGUCGUGACCGCAGUUUUGUAUGUAUGAGUCCUCUCUCAUUUUUUGUAGGUAUUGAGAAAACGGUUAACAUUGGCUACGAUAAAGAUUACCUCGCUGUAUCUUCACAUUAUAUUGAAAUGUAG